This is a messenger RNA of Drosophila grimshawi, 1953 nucleotides long. It is a transcript of the gene dsh, whose product is annotated as segment polarity protein dishevelled. Gene Ontology annotation, biological process: canonical Wnt signaling pathway; intracellular signal transduction. Gene Ontology annotation, cellular component: cytosol. The transcript has a single exon. Lineage: Eukaryota; Metazoa; Arthropoda; Insecta; Diptera; Drosophilidae. The record is from RefSeq and is a predicted model, not a curated record. Gene Ontology annotation, molecular function: frizzled binding. The coding region runs from base 98 to 1933 and encodes 611 amino acids.
ACACACACACGUAUAUAUUGAAAUACAUAUAUAUAAAUCAUAAUUAUUAGAACGUUUCAUACGAAUUUAAUAAGCAACAGUAGCAGCAGCAGCCGCAAUGGAUACAGAGAGACCAAAUGGCCAAGAGACGAAAGUCAUUUAUCAUAUUGACGAUGAGAGCACACCGUAUUUGGUUAAAAUACCAAUACCGUCCGCUCAGGUCACGCUCAAAGAUUUCAAAUUGGUGCUCAACAAACAGAACAACAAUUACAAAUACUUUUUCAAGUCGAUGGACGCCGAUUUUGGUGUGGUCAAAGAGGAGAUUGCCGACGAUGCGACAAUAUUGCCAUGUUUCAAUGGACGCGUCGUCUCAUGGCUUGUCUCCGCCGAUGGCACCAAUCAGUCCGACAAUUGCUCCGAGCUGCCACCGAGCGAAUGCGAGAUGCGUGUUCGUAAUCAUUUAGCACUCCAGCAGCAGCAUCAACAUCAACAACAACACCAGCAGCAGCAACAUCAACAGCAGCAGCAACAACAUCAACAGCAGCAGCAACAACAUCAACAGCAGCAGCAACAGCAGCAGCAGCAUAAGCUUGGACCAUUGCAAAUGUUGCAACCGCCGCCACUCACAUAUCAAUCGGCCUCGGUGCUAUCUAGCGAUCUGGACUCGACGAGCCUCUUUGGUACGGAAUCGGAGCUAACAUUGGAUCGCGAUAUGACAGACUAUAGCAGCGUGCAACGGUUGCAGGUGCGCAAGAAGCCGCAGCGACGCAAAAAGCGAGCGCCCAGCAUGUCACGCACAUCGUCAUAUAGCUCGAUAACCGAUUCGACCAUGUCACUGAACAUUAUAACCGUCUCCAUCAAUAUGGAGGCUGUCAAUUUUCUGGGCAUAUCGAUUGUUGGCCAAUCGAAUCGUGGCGGCGACGGCGGCAUCUAUGUGGGCAGCAUUAUGAAGGGCGGCGCUGUUGCGCUCGAUGGUCGCAUCGAGCCGGGCGACAUGAUUCUGCAGGUGAAUGAUGUGAAUUUCGAGAAUAUGACCAAUGAUGAGGCGGUCCGUGUACUUCGUGAGGUUGUACAGAAGCCGGGGCCCAUUAAGCUCGUCGUUGCGAAAUGUUGGGAUCCAAAUCCGAAGGGUUAUUUCACCAUUCCGCGAACGGAGCCGGUGCGUCCAAUUGAUCCGGGCGCAUGGGUGGCGCACACACAGGCGCUAACCUCGCACGACAGUAUUAUGGCGGAUAUACCGGAGCCAAUCAAGGAGCGGCUCGAUCAAAACAAUCUCGAGGAGAUUGUCAAGGCAAUGACAAAGCCGGAUAGCGGACUCGAGAUACGUGAUCGCAUGUGGCUAAAAAUCACCAUACCAAAUGCAUUCAUUGGCGCCGAUGCUGUCAAUUGGGUGCUAGAGAAUGUCGAAGAUGUGCAGGAUCGGCGCGAGGCACGUCGCAUUGUAUCGGCAAUGUUGCGCAGCAAUUAUAUUAAGCAUACGGUCAAUAAGUUGACAUUCUCCGAGCAGUGCUACUAUGUGGUGAAUGAGGAGCGCAAUCCGAAUUUGCGUGGCCAGAUGCAUCCGCUUGGGCAUGGGCAUGGGCACGCGUUGAGCCAUGCGGAUACGGAGAGCAUUACCAGCGAUAUUGGGCCAUUGCCAAAUCCGCCGAUCUAUAUGCCAUACUCGGCCACGUACAAUCCAAGUCACGGCUAUCAGCCGAUACAGUACGGCAUCGCCGAGCGACACAUCUCGUCCGGUUCGAGCAGCUCCGAUGUGCUCACCAGCAAGGAUAUCUCUGCAUCGCAAUCCGACAUCACCUCUGUCAUCCAUCAGACCAAUCAGCUAACAAUCGCUGCGCAUGGCUCCAACAAAUCCUCGGGCUCAUCAAAUCGAGGCGGCGGCGGUGGUGGUGGUGGCGGCGGCGGCAACAACACCAACGAUCAGGAUGUAUCCGUAUUUAAUUACGUAUUGUAGAAAUAUUUUUUGCAAUGAAA